AUGGCCAGAGGACCCACCGCGAAGGCCGCUUACCAGAGAGCUCUUGAAACAGGAAAGACAUUCGAUAAACGGGCUAAAAUCUUGUUGAUUGGCCAAGACCGCGUUGGCAAAACUAGUGUCGCACGUUCUUUGAAAGGUGAACUAUUUCGACAAGAUGAAUCUAGCACAGUGGGGGUGCAAAUAGACAUGCCUCUGAAACAUGUUGGUGAAAAACCAUGGAAGAAUUCCAAAGAGGAACAAGAAAAAAGUACCUUCCAUCACAAAUGUGCUCUAAAUAUUAGUAAGCUGUUACUAACUGAACCACCAAACCACCAAACCAAAUUUACGUGGACAGCGAAGUUGCGAAGGAAAGAGAGACUUGUGAGACACAGAGAACGGAGGAGGUGAUCAGCGAAAUAGGAUCAAACCAGGGUAUGUACCUCAAUACAAAAUGUUGAUUUGGUUUCUGUGCUGUUGAAAAACUUUCCACCAGCAAAUCACGGAGGUUGCACGUUACAUUACCUUUUACAAGUUGCUACCUAAGACUGGAAGGGGACGUGGUAGGACAUAGUUUGUUAUUGGAGUUCUAACAUUAAAUACCUCGCUGUGACUGAUGAUUUCCAUACAAGUAAUGACGAUUUUUUAAAUGGGUUUUUACGUCGCCAUUUAACCAGUUUUCUCGGCAGGUCCGCAACACAUCUUUGUUGACAGCUUAUCGAGUGAUACCAUCAACAGCUUGAAAUGAAUUUCACUCAUGUAGAUAUGCGUCUAGAGCAUUGUAUGGUUACAUCAUGUUAUUUGUAAAUCAGUAUGCAUGGCUAAGCUCACGACUUUAUCGUAACAAGGAAAACAACAGAACUUUACGGAAUUUUCUUGAGUGUUUCUAUUACUUUACUCGACACGCAAUAUUAGAAUCUUACGUUUUUAAACUUUAAAAACAAGCUGUCAAAGUAACGCAAAAAACAAAAAAGAAAAAAAAAAAGAAAAACAGCAACGACAACUAAAGCAAAAAAGCGAAAUAUUACUGGGUUAAAUGAAGUUAAUCAAAACUAAAUUUUUUUUUUCAGAAUUCUUCAAUGAGGUUGAACCGAAGAGCUUGCCAAAGGUUUUCAACGCAUUUUAUUGUUUAUUUAUAUUUAAAGGUGAUAUUAAAGUAAUUUAUUUAUGGCCAACUUCCAUUCCAAAUUUGCAAAUUGAAUUGACUGGUAUCUAUUUUGGGUUCGAUUCAGGACAUAAAGCAAGAUCAUGACAUAGAACCGAGGACUCAGGUGAAAUCGGAUGCAAUUUCUCCGAUAAGAGAAGAGGACAACGUGCAUAAUGAGAAGCGAAACAGUGACAUGCCUGAUGAAGUGGUGCGACUUACAGCUGAAAACCUCUCGAGGAAAGAGUCCGUGAAGGAUGACGGCAUUUGGCCAGUUUGCAUGGAUUUUGGUGGUCAAGCCAUUUACCGUGCCAUUCAUCCUAUUCUCGUUUCGCGUGAAGCAGUUUAUCUGCUGGUGGUGGAUCUUACCAAGGAUCUUUCUGCCCUAGCCCAAUGUUUCGUGAAAGAGCCUGGUUACGACGAAGUUAAAAUUCCGUCUCCUGACAAGAAUGACACAAACCUAGAUCACAUUAUGAGGUGGAUGGACAUGGUGAAUUCCUUCAAACACGAAAAGAAUGGCGAAGUAUUACCACCUGUCAUUUUGGUUGGAACACAUGCCGACCAUGUGCAAGGAGACCCCGGAAUCGUGAUUACGAGUGUAAAGGACAUCAUUUGUGACACAGUAAGAGAGUUCAGUGAACACAUAAUCGGAAAAACAUUUGCAGUGAACAACACUCUUGCUGGUAAUAAACCAGAGGAAGAAGAUCUCCAAGUUGUUGCCUUACGGAAAGAGAUUCUGAAGGUUGCAGAUACCAUGCCACAUACAAAAGUUGAGGUUCCUUUGAAGUGGCUCCAAGUGGAAAAUGAAGUUCGUAAGCUAGCAAGCGCGGGGAAAAAUUAUGUCACAAGGCAAGACUUCCGAAAGAAUAUCUGUGACCAAAUUUGCAAAUUUGAGGUCGAAGGUGACUAUGAAGUACUUUUACACUUUUUGCACGAUCGUGGCACAGUGGUUUAUCAUGGUAGAGCGGACGAUCCACUAAGUCUGGUUGUUUUGAAUCCAAGGUGGUUGAUUGAUGUUUUGUGUCAGAUAAUAACGGUUGAAAAACAAGAAGAAGAGAAAACUGUCAUUUCAAAUCUCCGCAAAGAUCUUGGCAAGAACGGCAUUCUUGAUGCUAAACUGCUUGAUUACUCUUGCACAAAACUGGGCGUUGGCGACAUCAAGGAGUCUUUACUUUUCCUCAUGAAGAAGUUCAACCUUCUUUGUGAAUAUACGGGAAAAGAUGGCAGUUCCGUGUAUCUUGUUCCGUGUAUGCUGACCUCCACACCUGACGAUGCAUUUAUGCCGGACGUUUCUGUUAAUCCAGGCCCUGCACCAGUUUAUAUCACAUUCACCACUCAGUACGUCCCUGGUGGUCUAUUUUCAAGAAUGGUUGUCCUUUUCUUCGAAUCUGUACAAAGACGAAUUGCGUGUGAUCAGGCAAAGCUGUGGGCUAACUCAGCUCGUUUCUAUUUGGGAGAUCAGACUGCAGUUGAUUUUGUUUGCUACAAGCGUGUGAUCAAAGUACACGUAUGGAAUUUCACCGAUCUAAGUAUGGACCCUGUCAAGACCGAGCCAAAAGUUUGCUCAGAGGUCUUAAGGUAGGUGCACGUAAGUUAGUCAUUCUAUUAUAGGGUGGUAACUUUUACAUGAAUUAUCAGUUCGUGUAAUCGGAAGUGGUUUUUGAUGCGAUGUGAAUUGAUCCGACAAGUUUGGUUUGCUCAUAACAUCGUUAACCCUUUGAUAGUGUAAUGGAUGUCAUAGUCAAGAUGUUGUUUCAAAGGAGGCUACGGUUUACUUCAUUUCUCUCAGGUGAACAUUGUGUACAUUACGAACUUUCCGGACAUUAACGUAUGCACGUCAAAGAUUUGUAAGAAAAGAUAUCAACCUCUUUGACAAAAAUCUCUCCCUCUCUUUUAGCUUUUUGAAGACAAGUUUGGAGAGGUUGCACGAGGAGUGUCAUUGGCUGCAAAAAGUAUCAUGGGAUCUCUGCGCUAGAUGCGAUUUGUGUCUACGCCAGUUUAUUCAUGGAACCGGAAAGUGUUAUUGGCAUGCGGAAGUAGAAUGUUGCCACGAUGAUUGUGCGCAUUAUGUUUCCUUGACAAGGAAGCCUUUCGUUUGCACGCGUACACAGGGUCCAAAGUUUUGUCCGCCCAAGACUUGGAGUCAGGUAAAGCCAGUUCAAGUUCCUUGCGAUCAGGUUUUCGUUGUAUUUAACCUGCGAAGGGGAUUCGAAUUAGGUUUGGUCAGACCUUGAUAUGCCACUGAGCGGCCUAAAGAUGAUAACAUUCAAAACGUCGAAGAAAUACGUUCCUUUUGUCUCCUAUUUGACGUUCCAGUUGAUCUCAGGACUCUCAGGACUUUGCCCGAAAGCAUUUUUGUCCCUAUAGUUGCCAGAUUUCCCCUUUGUAUGAUUAUUUGGAGAAUACUAACACUAUGAGUAAUUUAUUUGACUUCAGGUCUUGGACGAUGCCAAUGGUGAAAACCACAGUGGCAAGUCUUUACAAAGCUUUCCUCAGACUAAGGGUAACUAAUUAUAACUAAUUUUACUUGAAACGUGCGCAAAGUUUGAUUAAACUUUUUCUUAGUUGUCCCACGUUUGUCACAAAAACUCAACAUUUUCUGACCAAGAAGAACAAUUUAUGUUUUCAUUGCCCCUGUCGUCAUUAGGACAAGCCAACGAAGUAAUUUGAUACCUUAUGGCCGACAAUGUUAAAUUGAACGCAACUAAACAAGCUCAUUUUCCCGUAAAAUAAAAUAAUAUCUGGACUAAAAAUGAAAUUAUAGCCUUGAGUGUUUUUCAAAACUCGUUAACUCCGUGAGCCACGUAUGUUUGCCUUUACCAGGCUCUCAAUCAGUGGGGAGGAGUGAAAGAGCUGGCGAGCGAAAAACAGGUUGCGUGACCCUUACUCUUUUUGAGUGCCUGCUUUUUUUUCCCUCGUUGCCGUUAACCGAGAGACUUGCUAAGUAAUGUUGAAGAAUGAAACAGAAUUGAUGGUUUCUUUGUAUUCCUCAGCGGUCUCUUCUUUGGCGCAAUGCAGUUCUGUUCAUUUCGGAAAGCGAGUACUACCGUACCAGACUGCGCAAUCAAUGGUUCCUGCUAAGAUUGCUCGCACAGGUAACAAAUGUCACUUUUUAAGGUCGCGAUGUUACAAGUUAUACACAAUGUAAAAUUCAAAUGUCGAAAACAUCGUAAUUGGUUUAGGUACUUAAGAGACUGAGUUCAAGCCGAAGAUCUCCGAAUCAUUGCCUACUCUCGAGCACUCUUGCUAUCAGGUCAAAUUUAUUCAAAUGUCCAACCUCGAAUGAGCGCCCCAACUUCUACCCCCCUAAUAUUUUAAGAAGCCCCUCCCUUCCUACCCCCCCUUACUUAAAGAGUUAUUUUGUCUCCAUAGCUUUGAUUUCUUUCCAUUGUUUCCUCGUUUAACCAAGAUUCAACGCGGUCAAGUUUGAAUCCAAUCAUACACCUUUUAUUUGCAGAUUUUGAUAGACCAGAGACAAACCAAGGAGGGGAGACGUUCAUUCCCGAGGAAGUGUUUCUCGCAGGUAUGUUAAAUAUACUUUAAUCAAAUUCUGGUUUUUUCAUUCUUCUACUGCGCUCUUUUUAUGACAUUUCUUUCAAUACUCGUAGGAAAAAAAUUGAAAGAAGGCAUUCUAUGUAAUGAUGAUCACCAGGGACUGUCGAACUCCAUCUCAAAAGGCUGGAGGAAGCUUGGACGCCUGCUGGGUAUUCGCGAGGAAGACCUUGAUGACAUCGAUGAAAGAGGACGUGAUUUUUGUGAGAGGGCCUAUCAAAUGUUACGUUUGUGGAAGGAAAAAAACGCUUCGAAUGCUACGUAUCGUUUUCUGUGCCAGGCAUUGUGCCACGAGUAUUUAAAUCGAAGAGACUUAGCUGAGAACUUUUGCUUUUGCAAAGAAUACUAUCCUCGGUAUGGGAAUAACUGAUAAUGAGGAAAUGGACUUCUUUUUAACUAGCGGAAGUUAUGUUUAUCACUUAGUGUCUGUAAUAAAGGGCUUUUGUUGACUUUUCCAUAGUAAGCUGAAAUAUACACUCGUUUUGAUUGCUUUUUACUUUUGAUCCAUUGGAGGAUUGAUGACGAAAAAGAUGACGUCAUCAUUAUGUUAUUAUGGUAUUUUAUUAUUGUAUGAUGUAUAUAUAUUCCAUGUUACAGUGGGUCUGUACAGUAAAAGAUCAAAGAAGACGUCAAUAUGUGGUAAGAACAUCAGUGACAAAUUCAGCUUCCACAUUAUGACGUCAUCUGUCAUCUGUGACUGAACCGACGCACGGGGAGUGAUAAUAAAUGAUAACGGGAAAGUAGAAUAAUUUUAAAAAAUCCUUUCACGAAAAAAGAGACUAGAGUCCAAACUCCGUAGAAAAUAUGUGUUAAACUUGUUAAAUGAACCAUAACAUUUGGCUAAAAUAGAAACUUCUUAAAUUUUUCAAGCAAAGGGGAAGAGAUUUACGCGAACGAAAGAUCACAAACCACUAAAACUCUGCUUAAACAAACUAAAAGUUCGCGAAAAAUGUCCACGUCUGUUUUCCAAUAUCAAGGUUAGAGUUCUUGGACGUGAUUGGCUAAUUUGUGAAAUCACGCGCUCAGCGCGUGAAUACAAAAAGAAUACCAAGGGGGACGAGGAAGAGAAAAUUGUUACUUGAAAUUUAACAAAGGAAGAGAUUUUCUUCAAUUUUACAGAUAUUUUUCCAUCUAUUUUCAGCCCAAAACUUUUCAGUAUCAUUUGCCCAAUUUAAUUUUUGAGCUUAGAAUGUGGCAAUGAAAGGAGUAACAUUUAAAAAUAGAUUUUGUCUAG
Molecule: messenger RNA, 5906 nt
Organism: Pocillopora meandrina
Lineage: Eukaryota; Metazoa; Cnidaria; Anthozoa; Scleractinia; Pocilloporidae
Source: the annotation of a GenBank genome assembly